AGGAACACCGGAACUGGACUGCACUGGUGAUCUGGAAGGUCUUUCAUUUUAGCUGAAGAACGAAACUUGUCUGCUUAUUUUACCCACGAUGUAUGUCUGAGGACCAACAACCAUUAAUAGAACUAUCACAUCUGGCCUGAAAUAAGCCGUGUUGCACACCAAAGGAGUGGAAACAUAGCGGUAUAUGUUAAGUAUUCAUCGGGUACUCGAUCAAAACAACAAAACGGAACCGUGUUCUGCCCUAAAAGAAGCUCUGCUGUGCUAUCAGGCACUGGGAAGCUAACGUUGCGUUAGUGGCGGACUCGUCAAGAAUAUUCCAAAAGGCAGGAGCUCAUCAAUCGGAGCAGACAAAGACAGCAGGAGUUGUGGGGAUUCAAGCAUCCCUUAUCAUCUGGCCCUGAGAUGACAUCGCAGCAGCCACAACUUCCCAAUGCUGUUAUUCCUCCCCAGCUUGCCCAGAACUCCUCUGCUCAGCAGGCCCGACCUCACAUUCAGGCCAAUCAGCUGGACUCGAGUCAGAGUAGUCUUGACCACAGAGCUCUGACGGGUAGGCCAGGCUGCUCAGGUGUAGCAGCAGCGAGCGGAGAAGUGGCCAACAGGAACGUUCCAGCCUCCUGCACCAACUCUCGCUUGUCCAAAAGAGAUGGGGGCUUCGAGCCAUGGCCCGAGGAAGCGGUGGACAAUUCCCAUGGGCUUUACUCACUCCAUCGCAUGUUUGACAUAGUUGGAGCCCAGCUAACCCAUCGGGAUGUCAGGGUACUGUCAUUCCUGUUUGUUGACGUGAUUGAUGAAUACGAGCGUGGUGGCAUCAGGAGUGGACGGGAUUUCCUGCUCGCCCUAGAGCGCCAAGGUCGCUGUGAUGAAACCAACUUCCGACACGUUCUCCAGCUUCUAAGGAUUAUCACCCGCCACGACCUAUUGCCUUAUGUCACACUCAGGAAACGGCAGGCUGUUUGCCCAGAUCCUGUCGACAAGUACCUGGAAGAAACAUCAGUGCGCUACAUUUCACCAAGAGGAGCAGUGCAGAGCAAGGACACUGUGCCUCACAGAAGAACAGGUCCUCAGCCAGUCAUUUGCUGUUCCCCAUCGGGACCUCCCCGAACAAAGCCAACUCCUCUCGUACAGAACCGUAAACGGAGAAGUCAUUCCUCAGCUGACUGCAGAGAGAAGCAAACAUGUGAUAUCCGCCUCCGGGUUCGUGCUGAAUACUGCCAGCACGAGUCUGCACUCCAGGGCAAUGUCUUUUCCAAUAAGCAAGAGGCAGUGGAGAGACAAUUUGAGCGCUUCAACCAGGCAAACACUAUUCUCAAAUCCAGAGACUUGGGCUCCAUCAUCUGUGACAUCAAGUUCUCUGAGCUCACCUACUUGGAUGCCUUCUGGAGGGACUACAUUAAUGGAUCAUUGCUAGAGGCCCUUAAAGGGGUCUUCAUCACAGAUUCCUUAAAACAGGCCGUGGGCCACGAAGCUAUAAAACUGUUGGUCAAUGUUGACGAGGAGGACUACCAGGCUGGUCGACGUAAACUGCUCCGGAAUUUGGUCACAAGUGGAGGGAACCCACCAGGAGCCGCCAAAGACUCUCUAUCUUAGACAAUCUGUGCCUCCUCCCACAGGAAAGAGGGUGAGGUGUGGUUGGGUCGUUUAAGGUGCCUGAAAGGAACUAAAGGACUUCUACACAGCGCAUUAAUUCCUCGAUAGCUACGGUCAUAGGUUAUCGACUUGGCACCCUGAAGCAUAGCAUGCAUGGUGAUUUUAUUUUCUUCACAGAGGAGGAUGCUCAUUAAUGCGUGCAUUGCAUUUAACUAAUUUCUUGUUUCUGGUAUAUUUGCUCAUUAAAACACUUUUGUUAAUUCAAGUGAUAGAUGUCAUUUUCACAACGUGUUCAAAGUCCAGUUCUUUUCAAUAUGGGAACAUUUAUGAAAAGUUACUCCCAGUGGGAGUUGUACCUUAUCGUCAAACUUGUAAUUUUCUUCCAGGUUUUUCAGGUACACUACAUAUUGAUUGGAUUAACCCAAUGAAGAGUGGUUUGUAUGUUAUUGAAAGGCACAGACCAUAGGACUUGAGGCUUUUACACACUAGGAUUAACAACAGAAUUCAGAAUUCUUCCACAUAACUUAAUUGCUUGAUGCCUUUAUUUACAGCACCAAAGCUCAGAAGAAUCAACCUUGUUUCAAAAUAAAGUAUAUUGCUUUUUUGAUACUUAAUAUUUGCAUUCUGUGUGAAGGUUUUCAUGACAAAAACAACUGUUCGGAAAAAUAAAAUUGAUGUGCAAAUGAAUUGCACCAUCAACAACAAAACACGCCCAGGGUGUGUAAAGGCCUUCAGGUUACAAUUAGUUUUUCAAUUUGUUUCAGCUUAUUGUCCAACUUUCUCAAGAAUUCCAGACUUCCCUUGUCUGUAAAGAUGAAGAUCAUUGUUUAUUUGUUUGUUUUUUUGCUCACAUGUGGUCACUGUCGACAUCGUUGUGUCUAAGCUUUGUUUCAACAAAUUCUCUGUUUUGCAAUAUGGAUUGUUGCCAGCAGCUGUAAUGCUGGCCUAAUGUCAAAUGUCCCGUCACUGCCAAUAGUCAAACCUUUUCUGGGUCGUUUUAAUGUGUUGAAUCUAUCCAGUAAAACAUUGAGUCAUUUACUGGUGUUUUAAAUUGGUUUGGAUUUGCAAAUCAGUGCCAGUUUCAUUGUCAGUCUGUACUUCUGCUCACUCUCCGUCUCACUCAUGUUCUCCCCUCAUAACACCGAAAAUGUUUUCAAAUUUUCAAAUAACAACUCAACAGCCGGUGAAAAUUGCAGCUAGUGUGUGUAGAGUCACAACCAGGCUAUUAUUCAUUUUAUUUUUAUUUAUUCACAAACCAAAUUGGGGAUCAUUUUAUUAAGGUUCUAAAACGGGAUAAAAUAGCACUGUGUAAAUCAAUAUAGUACGGUUUGUAUAUAGCAUGGUAAUCCUGCACAAGUCAGUGUGCAUAUCUAGAACAUUGAUGUGCUUCUAAUGGCAAAUCGUCACUUUUACAGUGUAGUAUUAAAUGCUAAAUAGUAUCCAUAUAAUGAGGGGGUUUAACAAGAGAUAUUAGAUGUGGGUGCCUGUGACAAACCAGUGUCAAUGGUAUUACUGGUAACACAUGUUAUGCAAAAGAAUACACCAAGUGACCACUUUAUUAGGCACAUCUUUCUAGUUCUGAGAUGCCCCCAAGGAGCCUAAUAUCUUCAUGGCCUGGAUUGAAGAUUAGAGAUGCUUCUUCAUGUGGACAUGGUAGUCCCACACAGUUUGCUGUACUGAAUGGGUUUCUUUUUUCCCAGGCUGCAGGAUUUCAACAAGGUUGUUGAUAUAAAAACUAAAUUAAUCUGAAAUUAUGUUUAGCUGUAAUACAUUCAGCAGAUCAGUAGCUUAUAUGGACUACUACACAUUCAUCCCAUACAGCAUGUUAUUUUUUAGUAACUUCACCCUUUUAGUGUAUUAGCGUAGCAGUGUGAGCAAGCUGCAGAAAUUGUGCACAGCAUCACAAGGUCCCGACACACACAGCCAAGAGUAUGCAGUUAUGUGCCGUUGAGCUUCCUGUGAGUCUACAUGUUAGUCCUUAUCACAAGAUUAUUAAUAAUGUAUUAUAUGUUGAAAAAUUAUAUAAUUUUAUUCAAAGCAUUUGUCAAAAUGGUUUAAUUGUUAUGUUUCUGUUUCAUAUUUAGUGGAUUAUGAAACGGACUACUACUGCUGGAUGUUUUCUUCUGCAGAACUUCCUUACAUUUUGGUGGCCAACUGGCUGUAAUCUCUGUUCAGUAUUCAAGAGUAAACCAACCUUAUUACCAGACAAGAGUAUUGGACGAUCCUAAAAAAUCCUAGAUUGUGAACACAGCAGCUCGUAUCCUAUGGUAAGAGAAUGAUUGUGGUUACGUUUAAUAAAUCGGCACAGGUCAAUUGAAUGUAUUACAGGAUGGACACACACCUGCUAUCCAUCCAUCACACCGCUUCACGCCCUUACUUUUGAAUAUCUGCAGAAAGGACACACUACUUACCGGCACUGGACAUUCACGUUGCUUGUAAAUCACGUGAUGUGUAAUUGUCCGAUGUUGACACACUUCAAAGGUAUUAUGGGAUGGAGUUGACACCGAUGGCAAAGGGGGUGCCGUCGUUGUACGUUUUCAAAUUCUCCAAAUUGUGUCUAAAAAUGUUUUUAUUUGACACGUUGAAAUACUAAUACCAGGACUGGUUAUGACUCAACGCAAACUCAAAGUACCUUUGUUUGGAAAUGUCUCAGUGAUAGUACAUCAACGACGGAACAUAAUGCUGUUUUGUAAUGAGAUUAUUUCACAUUUUGUAACAGAAGUAGAUCAGGGACUGAAUGUCACUUUAGUAAACUGUCAUUUGAAAUGCCUAUUGCUAAUAACAUUUCUUCUUGUCUUUUCAGUGCAAAUAGCCAAAUGAUUUACAUAACAAAUCUGUGUACCCUUUAAAAACUUUAGUGUAUAUUUUUACCAAAUAUAUUCUUCCUGCUAAAAAUGCCCUCUUUUAUUUCUACCAUUCACGGUACAUAUCAAAACAUACGUUAUGUUUGACGGGACACUAUUACUGUGAAUUAUAGUGUAGGCCUACAUUUUCACGUUUUUACUUCAUGUCAAGGUUACAAGUUAGUAUCUAUUAUAUAGGUUGGUGUAUGUUAUGUUGAUUGUUUGUUAUGUUAGUCAAAUGCAGCCGUCUCUUCCGCAAAAGUGCAUGUACCUGUAACCAGAAAUGUCAUUGAACCUCACAGUGCUUUUGUGAAUACCUUAUCGGGUGUCAGGUUUUCUUACAUACAUUUUGCUUCUCAGAAAACAGUAGGACUGUUAAUAAAUUAAAUGGAUGGGUUUUGUGAA
Messenger RNA from Cyclopterus lumpus (lumpfish), 4835 nucleotides. It is a transcript of the gene dedd, whose product is annotated as death effector domain containing. Lineage: Eukaryota; Metazoa; Chordata; Actinopteri; Perciformes; Cyclopteridae. Bases 403 to 1587 code for a protein of 394 amino acids. The transcript is spliced from 5 exons. The record is from RefSeq and is a predicted model, not a curated record. Gene Ontology annotation, molecular function: protein binding; DNA binding. Gene Ontology annotation, biological process: extrinsic apoptotic signaling pathway via death domain receptors; regulation of apoptotic process; apoptotic process. Gene Ontology annotation, cellular component: nucleolus.